Molecule: messenger RNA, 975 nt
Organism: Nerophis lumbriciformis (worm pipefish)
Lineage: Eukaryota; Metazoa; Chordata; Actinopteri; Syngnathiformes; Syngnathidae
Source: RefSeq, a predicted model, not a curated record
AUGGAGAAUCUUUGUCAGAGUCUGGCCCCCCUGUCCCCUUGUCCUUUCUCCCCGUCUUGCCACCCGGGCUCCCUAUCGCCCAUCUCCUUCCCCCCGUCCCCGUCCCUGUCCCGGUCGGCGCACGGCGAGUCGUCCCUUUCCCCGCCGUCGCAGCGAUACUCGGAGGCCGCGCGAGACCAGGACGACCUGACUUGCCUGAGCUGGCUGCACCAACGGGGCGACCUCCUGCCUCUGCGGCCGCUCCCCAAAGCGCCGCCGCCCCCCGGGGGCGGGACGGAGGUCGACCCCGGCUCGGCCAAGCCGCCGUACUCCUUCAGCAGCCUGAUCUUCAUGGCCAUCGAGGACUCGUCAGACAAGAGGCUGCCGGUGAAGGACAUCUACGGCUGGAUCGUGGACAAGUUCCCCUACUACCGGACGGCGGGCGCCGGGUGGAGGAACUCGGUCAGGCACAACCUGUCCUUGAGCAAGAGCUUCUGCCGCAUGGAGAGGGACAAAAGUCAGGACUUGCUUGUGUUGCAGUCGGUGGGGAAAGGGUCCUUGUGGUGCGUCAGUCCAGAACAUCGAGCGUCCCUUUUGGAAGUUCUCCGCAAAACGCACGCUUAUCACAGCGCCAACAGCAGCCUGAUUAACAAGCCCGCCCUGUUGGAGGACGUGGACUACAGUGGCUCGGUGGUGUGCGACUCCAUGGAAAUGGCGGAUUGUCUCCCUCACACGUUGACGCUCUCGCCGCCCGCCCCGACGGCGGAUUUCCCGCCGACGCCGGAGCGGGAAGAUCCGGAGGGCCGGCCGGACCGAGACCCGCUCGCCGACGGCGGCUACAUCGAGCUGCGCUACUACCAGUCGCCCGAGUACCAGUACCUGGUUCUGCCGGACGACACCGAGCUGGACCUGGAGACGGUGGAGAUCCUGCAACUGGACGCCGAAGCGCAGGAGGCUGCCGGAUCGCUGCUGGACCUGGCCGGAAGCGCUCAUUAA